Messenger RNA from Coccinella septempunctata (seven-spotted ladybird), 1407 nucleotides. RefSeq names its product tryptophan 2,3-dioxygenase (gene vermilion). The coding region runs from base 136 to 1311 and encodes 391 amino acids. Gene Ontology annotation, molecular function: L-tryptophan 2,3-dioxygenase activity; heme binding; metal ion binding. The transcript has 8 exons. The record is from RefSeq and is a predicted model, not a curated record. Lineage: Eukaryota; Metazoa; Arthropoda; Insecta; Coleoptera; Coccinellidae.
UUAUUCGAUACUUGAAAUAUGAAGACUGUUGCCCCAACAAAUUACGUCAGGUUGGUUGAAUCUACUCACGGAUAUAUCAUUUACACAUUAUCAGAAUUCAGUUGUUGUUAAGCUGCCUAAUAGAAAAGAUUGAGAAUGAGCUGUCCUCUAAGAUGCCCGGAUGGCCAAGAUUACAGUCAGUUGGGGGCUGAAGAGGGAAUGAUCUAUGGAGAAUAUUUGAUGCUCGAUAAAAUUCUAAAUGCUCAAAGAAUGCUAAGCUCCCAGAGUGACAAGCCUGUUCACGAUGAACACCUCUUCAUUGUUACCCAUCAAGCUUACGAGUUAUGGUUCAAACAGAUUAUUUUCGAAUUGGACUCGAUCAGAAAAUUGUUCACAAUGGAUUCUUUGGAGGAAACACAAACCCUGGAAAUUCUCAAGAGAUUGCAGAGAGUAGUAUUGAUAUUGAAGGUUCUGGUUGAUCAAGUUAUGAUACUCGAGACCAUGACACCAUUAGAUUUUAUGGAAUUUAGGGAUUAUUUGAGACCGGCUUCAGGUUUCCAGAGUUUGCAGUUCAGGUUACUCGAAAAUAAGCUAGGAGUGAGGAAAGAACAUAGAGUUAAAUAUAACCAAGACUACAACACAGUGUUUGGAAAUGAUGAAAACGCAAAAGAAUUGAUUGGAAAAUCGGAAAAAGAACCUGCUCUUUCAGAUUUAGUGCAGAGAUGGUUGGAGAGAACUCCUGGAUUAGAACUCGAUGGUUUUAACUUUUGGGGAAAGUACAGGGAAGCCGUAGAACGUCUACUGAAAACAGAUAGAGCAGCAGCAGAGGAAGAAGACAAUGAGAGGAUACGAACAUAUAAACUGAAAGAUUUAGAGCAACGCCAAGAAAUCUAUGAGUCUAUUUUCGAUCCAUGUGUACAUGAAGCCUUGAUCAAGAGAGGAGAGAGGAGAUUUUCCCAUAAGGCGUUACAAGGUGCAAUUAUGAUAACUUUCUACAGAGAUGAGCCUAGAUUCAGCCAGCCUCAUCAGAUUUUGACUUUGCUCAUGGAUAUAGAUUCACUCAUUACAAAAUGGAGAUACAAUCAUGUUCUAAUGGUGCAAAGGAUGAUAGGAUCAACACAAUUAGGAACAGGAGGAUCAUCAGGUUAUCAAUAUUUACGAUCAACAUUAAGUGAUCGAUAUAAAGUUUUUGUGGACCUCUUCAAUUUGUCCACUUUCUUGAUUCCACGGUCUUAUAUUCCUCCACUAACCAACGACAUGAGGAGUAAAUUGUGUCUCAUCUGGGGAGGUGUUAAUCCAUUGACCAACGGUAAUGUUGAGAAGAAAGAAUAACUGUUUGGAUGUUUUUUGUGUGAAGUUUGCAGAUAUUUUCAUUGUAUAUUAUUGAUCAGGAAUGUGGUUAAUAAACUUUUUUGUCUGAAUAAUUAA